CCGACACCAUUUUCCCGCUGGUAGGAGGCAAUGCAGUGCUGAGGAUCCGGGGCCCAGCCCAGAGACCGCUCUAGGAUGGGGCCAGUUUGGCUGUGGCUACUGGGAACAGGGAUCCUGGCUUCUGUCCACUGCCAGCCUUUUCUUGCUCAUGGCGAUAAGAGUCUUGUGGUGCCUCAACCUCCCAGCCAGCAGCUCUCAGAACCAACCCCUGCCUACCACAAAGUCACGCCCACCAUCACCAACUUCGCUUUGCGUUUGUAUAAGCAGCUGGCGGCAGAAAGCCCAGGAAACAUCUUCUUUUCCCCGGUGAGCAUCUCUACCGCCCUGGCCCUGCUCUCUCUUGGGGCCCAGGCUGACACCCCAACUCAGAUCCUGGAGGGCUUAGGCUUCAACCUCACAGAGACCUCAGAAGCCGACAUCCACCAGGGCUUCCAGAGCCUCAUCCACACGCUCAGCCUGCCGAGCCCCAAACUUGAACUGAAAGUAGGGACCUCCCUCUUCCUAGACAGGCAGCUGAAGCCCCAGCGGCACUUCCUGGACAACACCAAGGAGCUUUAUGGAGCUCUUGCUUUCUCUGCCAACUUCACGGAUUUUGCUGCAACUGGGAGGCAGAUUAACAACUACGUGAGAAAGCAUACGUAUGGACAAAUCGUGGGCUGCCUCCCAGAGUUCAACCAAGACACACUCAUGGUUCUCUUGAAUUAUAUCUUCUUCAAAGCUAAGUGGAAGCAUCCUUUCAAUCACUACCAGACCCAGAAGCAGGGUAGCUUCUUUGUGGAUGAGAGGACCCCUCUCCGUGUCCCCAUCAUGCACCAAAAGGAAAUGCACAGAUUCCUUUAUGACCAGGAGAUGGCUUGCACCGUCCUCCAGAUAGAAUACAGUGGAAACGCCCUGCUGCUCCUGAUCCUCCCUGACCCUGGGAAAAUGAAGCAGGUGGAGGCCACUCUGCAGCCAGAGACCCUGAGAAAAUGGGCCCAGUUGUUCCUGCCCAGUCUAUUGGAUUUGCAUUUGCCAAGGUUUUCCAUCUCCGGAACAUACACCCUGGAAGAGAUACUUUCCCAGAUUGGUCUCACCAACAUAUUCAACUUAGAAGCUGACUUAUCAGGAAUCAUGGGGCUACUCAACAAAACCAUCUCCAGGGUGUCCCACAAGGCGGUGGUGGACAUGAAUGAGAAGGGAACCGAGGCAGCGGCUGCCUCCAGCCUCCUCUCCCAGCCCCCGGCCCUCAAUACGACAUCGGCCAUGCCUGCCCGUUUCAACCGGCCUUUCCUACUGCUCCUGUGGGAAGUGACCACCCAGAGCUUACUCUUCUUGGGAAAAGUCGUCAACCCUGCUGCAGGGUGAUGGUUGUGGAAGGCAUAGGGUGCCUCAUCUCUCCCCUGACUAAACAGAAGGGCCAGCACUAGCUAGCACCACAAGCCCACUGUGCAGAUUGGUUAAUCAGUGUGCAGACUGCUAAUAAAGUUGACUUUGGAUUUUGCGAA
Tupaia belangeri chinensis (Chinese tree shrew) is the source of this 1484-nucleotide messenger RNA. RefSeq names its product serpin family A member 11 (gene SERPINA11). The transcript has 5 exons. The record is from RefSeq and is a predicted model, not a curated record. Lineage: Eukaryota; Metazoa; Chordata; Mammalia; Scandentia; Tupaiidae. Gene Ontology annotation, molecular function: serine-type endopeptidase inhibitor activity. Bases 76 to 1344 code for a protein of 422 amino acids.